Colletotrichum paranaense is the source of this 522-nucleotide messenger RNA. RefSeq lists its product as uncharacterized. Lineage: Eukaryota; Fungi; Ascomycota; Sordariomycetes; Glomerellales; Glomerellaceae. The coding region runs from base 1 to 522 and encodes 173 amino acids. The transcript has 3 exons. The record is from RefSeq and is a predicted model, not a curated record.
AUGAACGCCACCACCCACGUUCGUCUCGUCCUCGGAAAGCCUGAGGAUAUAGCUGCUGACGGGUCAACAAAGGCGAGGAAAGCUACCCCCUGUGCCCCCAAGCAUACCAAGCCUCCCGUGCAUCCGGGCCAAGCCUCGCGACUGCCUGUGCCCUGGUGUUCUUCAACCUCACUUGCUCGUCAGAUUCAGCCCUGGCUAUACUCCCCUGCGAGAGCCGCAAACCUAAAACAGAGCGUCCCUAGUUUUUCAUCCCUUCUUGCGGAUCCUUACCAUCACUCUUCGGAUGGCAGCGCGACAUUUGAUCCCAUCUUGGGUGGGCCCUCGUCACAGCACUCCACGAAUGACGAUACCUCGCGCGACUCCUUCACACCAAGCUCCAACAGUCCCAUGCCCAGACCUGACCGAGAUCCAGAAAGACGUGCCAUCACAACAACCCGUGCAUCCGAGAUUCCGUGCACCGGAUGCUGCGAGCAGCGGGCCAUGUUCAUCAGCCAAGGCGACGAUGAACCAGACCCCUCCUGA